Messenger RNA from Psylliodes chrysocephalus, 625 nucleotides. NCBI's taxonomy places the organism in Eukaryota, Metazoa, Arthropoda, Insecta, Coleoptera, Chrysomelidae. The record is from the annotation of a GenBank genome assembly.
UCGAAGUUUGAAGUUGCAUUCUCGCAAUAAUUUUGAGUGUUGCACAAUUUUCAAAAUAGUUACAACCAAGUAAAAAUGUCGCACAUACCAAUCAUUUUCCGAGAGUUUUUGAGACCGCUAAGAAUGAUGGAAUAUCAAAUGAAGCAAGCCGAAGAACUUUUUCGUCCUUCAUUAAGUUAUUUUAAUAUGCCAAGAGUUAGACUUGAAUAUCCAGAUGAAGUACACCAAGAAGAGGCUGUUAUAGAAGACAAAGAUAAGUUCCAAGUGAAACUUAAUGUUCAAGAUUUCAAACCUGAAAAUAUAGUAGUCAAGACGGUUGAUGGAAAUGUUAUUCAUAUCGAGGCUAAACACGAAAUAAAACACGAUAAUGACAAAGGUUUUGAGUUGAAGCAGUUGGUCAGAAGAUUCGUUUUACCAACAGGGCAUGAUAUCAAGAAUUCUUACUCGACUUUAUCCGCUGAUGGAGUCCUUACAAUAACUACUCCGAAGAUUGUUAAACCGGUGGAGGAGAAGACAAUUCCAAUUACGCAUGAAAAUAUUGAAGAUAAUAAAUAAAAAUAUUAAAAUAUAUGUAGUGUACCCUAUUUAUUGUAAAUUAAUUUUAAUAAAUAUUUUUAUUUAUAAA